CACAGCCACUGAACCUUCCCACAUAUCAUCUGUAGGCGUUGAAUCCUACUCUAUGUGCCUAGAAUUAGCUCCUUGCAUUGCAUACAAGAGACCCUUAGGCCCCCACCUCGGUUCUUCAAUUUCCUGCAGCUCUUGUCUCGUCAGAUUUCAUCAUAUAGCACAGCGACACACAACACAAUGGCCACGAUACAAAGCACUACACCGCCUGACAUGCUGGAAAAGCCAGACUUACCACAACGUCCUACAACUCCAAGAGUAAUUCGCACCGUGGUCCACGAUGAAGGUCUUCCAGAAGUUGUCCACUCAAAUCAACUCAUAAAUGCCACGGAAUACUACGAUGCUCCGAUACCAGUAGACUCAGAAACAGACAAACGAUACAACGAAGCUCCCAUUCCAGUCACAACACUCGACAAAUAUGAACCUGCACCUGCGCUGCCAGUUCGUCCAUCUUCUAUAACACCACAACCUCAGCAACCCUACCCCUACAGCCCAAGCGGUUAUGCUCAGCCACAACCUCCCAGCUUCGUCGCUCAGUCACCACAACUACCGCCUUACAACAGCAAUGAGGUCGUAACAUAUGUGACGCCACUGGAUCAGCUUGGAGAUCAUCCCAAGUUUGUGGAUUGUCCAUUCUGCAGACAUCGUGCGGAGACGCGAGUGAAGAAGAUAUCUUCAAAAAUGACACAUGUUUCUGCAACAGUCCUCGGAUUCACAACGAUAGCAGGCGCUGCUGUUCCUUAUGCUGGGAAGUGGCACUCUCACACAGCUCACUACUGCAGCAACUGUGAUCACAAAGUGGCCAUUCGAAAAUGGGGAUCCAGUCAGAUGAAGCCUCUGGGGACACCCGAUUAUCUGAGGGAGGUAUCGAGAUAUGGCCCUGCUCACUCGCCGAGCAUGUCCAGUAGCUCAACGAGAGGUUAAAGACGAUCUAUAUGAGUAAUAAUGAGGGAUUGAUACCAGGAUGAGAAAUGGUUUUCAAAGAGGGAGAGAGGAGCUGUUAAUCGAGUUCGAUAUCUACAAGACACAGGCUCAUCACACAGCAUUUGGUUUGAUUUUAAAGGCAUGAAUAUCAAGUUCACGAAUUGUAAAUGCGCAGUUAUAGGUGCCCCCUCCAGCAAGGCCAUUGGUGGAGAAAUACAUAAAUCUCGACGAUUGCUUCGUUUGCAAGUCUCAUCGGGCAGACUCCCAUAGGGAAGUACUUAUCAGAGAGCAUUAUCGACGGUUGAAGAUGGCUUCGUCUGACCAAUCAUACACUGUGAUAAUGUCGAUCAGGGUUUGGGGAAGCCAACGGUUUUGCUGUUCCAUG
Molecule: messenger RNA, 1306 nt
Organism: Fusarium odoratissimum NRRL 54006
Lineage: Eukaryota; Fungi; Ascomycota; Sordariomycetes; Hypocreales; Nectriaceae
Exons: 3
Coding region: 178-921 (247 amino acids)
Source: RefSeq, a predicted model, not a curated record